ACCAGCUUCCUUCCGGUUCUCUAAAGGAGACCGGAAGUGUUGAGUUUAAGCGGCUCCCUGGUUAGCAGGAGGGUAGUGAUACCGGCAGCAGAGGCAGCUUGGCGGUCGCUGCAGUGCUCUGAUUCUCCCAGCUGCGCAGGAUUUAACCACCACCAUGUCGAGCAAAAGAGCAAAGACCAAGACCACCAAGAAGCGCCCUCAGCGUGCAACAUCCAAUGUGUUUGCCAUGUUUGACCAGUCACAGAUUCAGGAGUUCAAAGAGGCCUUCAACAUGAUUGAUCAGAAUAGAGAUGGCUUCAUCGACAAGGAAGAUUUGCAUGAUAUGCUUGCCUCCCUGGGGAAGAAUCCAACUGAUGAGUAUCUGGAUGCCAUGAUGAAUGAGGCUCCAGGUCCCAUCAAUUUCACCAUGUUCCUCACCAUGUUUGGGGAGAAGCUGAACGGGACAGAUCCGGAAGAUGUCAUCAGAAAUGCGUUUGCUUGCUUUGAUGAAGAAGCAACAGGCACCAUCCAGGAAGAUUACCUGAGAGAGCUGCUGACAACCAUGGGAGAUCGGUUUACGGACGAGGAAGUGGAUGAGCUAUACAGAGAAGCACCUAUUGACAAAAAGGGGAAUUUCAAUUACAUCGAGUUCACGCGCAUCCUUAAACAUGGAGCAAAAGACAAGGAUGACUGAACAAACUUCAGAUUCCGCCACACGUUCCCUGUUGCCACUUUGGGUAUUUCUGAGACUUUCUCUUAGAGCCUGUUGCAUGCCCUUAGCUUUACAGCUUCUGCCUUUUUGUUGUAUUUAUUCUCAGCCAUUUUGGGCACAUACAUCUCUAUAAUCAGACUGGAAAUGGGACUUUUUUUUAAGUUGAAGUAAAAUAGAACUGGGAGAAAGAUCAUUGCCUUAUCACAGCCUAAGGAAAAUAUUCUCAGAUUUUUCUGAUCUACUGGAUUUUUACAUUUUUGGUAAUAAAAACUUUAAAAAUAAACAUUGUGACCCAAGUCACUUAAUGAUAA
Molecule: messenger RNA, 1002 nt
Organism: Trichechus manatus latirostris (Florida manatee)
Lineage: Eukaryota; Metazoa; Chordata; Mammalia; Sirenia; Trichechidae
Product: myosin regulatory light polypeptide 9
Exons: 4
Coding region: 155-673 (172 amino acids)
Biological process (GO): platelet aggregation
Cellular component (GO): cytoplasm
Molecular function (GO): calcium ion binding
Source: RefSeq, a predicted model, not a curated record